Molecule: messenger RNA, 2746 nt
Organism: Mesitornis unicolor (brown roatelo)
Lineage: Eukaryota; Metazoa; Chordata; Aves; Mesitornithiformes; Mesitornithidae
Gene: GGA3
Product: golgi-associated, gamma adaptin ear containing, ARF binding protein 3
Exons: 16
Coding region: 171-2219 (682 amino acids)
Biological process (GO): vesicle-mediated transport; intracellular protein transport
Cellular component (GO): trans-Golgi network
Molecular function (GO): small GTPase binding; ubiquitin binding; phosphatidylinositol binding
Source: RefSeq, a predicted model, not a curated record
CCACUAACCCAUCUAACAGGCAAGAAGACUGGGAAUACAUCAUCGGAUUCUGUGACCAGAUCAACAAAGAACUUGAAGGGCCACAGAUAGCUGUGAGACUCUUGGCUCAUAAAAUCCAGUCGCCACAGGAAUGGGAGGCAGUCCAAGCCUUGACAGUGCUGGAGGCUUGUAUGAAGAAUUGUGGGAGAAGAUUUCAUAAUGAAGUGGGAAAGUUUCGCUUUUUAAAUGAGUUAAUAAAAGUUGUGUCUCCAAAGUACUUGGGCGACCGGGUCUCAGAGAAAGUAAAGACCAAAGUCAUUGAAUUGCUGUAUAGCUGGACUGUGGCAUUGCCAGAAGAAUCCAAAAUCAAAGAUGCCUACUACAUGCUGAAACGACAAGGGAUCGUUAUGUUUGAUCCUGUGAUUCCUGCAGACAGAACCCUGAUCCCUUCUCCACCGCCUCGUCCCAAAAACCCUGUGUUCGAUGAUGAGGAGAAAUCCAAGCUUCUAGCCAAACUGCUCAAAAGCAAAAACCCAGAUGAUUUACAAGAGGCCAACAAGCUUAUAAAAUCCAUGGUAAAAGAGGAUGAGGCUCGGAUUCAAAAAGUGACAAAACGCAUGCACACACUGGAGGAAGUAAAUAACAACGUGAAGCUGCUGAAUGAGAUGUUGGUUCAUUACAGCAAAGAGGACUCAUCAGAGGCUGAUAGGGAGCUCAUGAAGGAGCUCUAUGAAAGGUGUGAAACCAAAAGACGGACGUUAUUCAAGCUGGCCAGUGAGACAGAAGAUAACGACAGCAGUUUGGGAGAUAUUCUGCAGGCCAGUGACAAUUUAUCUCGUGUGAUAAAUUCCUAUAAAAAAAUAAUAGAGGGGCAAGUGAUCAAUGGUGAAGUGGAUCUCCCUGUGAUGUCUGGAGUGGAAGGGAGUAACUCCACAAGUAAUCUCAACACCCUCAUUGACCUUGCUGGAUUGGAUGUCACCAGCACCCCACCACCUCCAAUGCCUCCCACCACCCUGACGCCAGCCCCCACAGUAGCCCCAGCCCCAGCGGAAAUCCCUGUUCUCCCAAAGCCUCCCCAGACAUUCACGCAGUUGCGGAGCAAUUCCUCUGGCCAAGUGGAAGCCGCACCCACUCAGCAGAGCAGCACGGCCAACUCCCUCUCCUUGCUGGAUGAGGAGCUUCUGUGCUUAGGCCUGAAUGACCCAGCUCCUGCAGCAGUGAAGGAGACCUCAGAAAACAACCAGUGGAGCAUGUUUGAGAAUGACCAGUUGGACCUGGAUUUCUUUAAUCCGAAGAUGAUGACUGUUGCUUGCAACUCUGCAGGGAACCCUCUUCUCCAUCACACAUCACAGACCACGUGUGGGACAUCAGUGACGUUGCCCUCUGCUUUCACAGCCUCUCAGACUGCUCCCAGCAUCCCAGCACCAAACCCAGCACCGUUUGUAUUCUCUGCUGGACCGGCUGCCCCUGCAGGGCCUCCUAAGACUAUUCCAGCUGCUCCUGGGUACUUCAGCUCAUCUGUGGGGAGCAGUAUGUCACAUAAGACGGAUGCACUGGGACAACUCCUUGAAGAAGCCAAAGGGACUGCCACCCAAGGCAUGGCGGCACCCUCAGUGUUCCCUGGGGUUACUUUGCCAACCACUGUCACCUCUGCUCCAUUAAUAGCACCUGCAGGGCUGCCAGCCACUGCUCCUGGAGCCCCUCCAGUUCCUUUCCCAAGCAGCUGCACUGCUGGCUCAGGAAGUCCUCUCUUCCAGCCGGCAUCAUUCCAGCAACAAGGCAGUCCCAUAAAAGCACCUGAAAUUUCUUUGGCCAAUGUCCAUGUUCCCUUGGAAUCCAUUAAACCCAGCAGUGCCCUCCCAGUGACAGCCUAUGACAAGAAUGGCUUCCGAAUCCUCUUGCACUUUGCCAGAGAGUGCCCACCGGGAAGGUCGGAUGUGCUAGUCGUGGUAGUGUCAAUGCUGAACACGGCACCGCUUCCUGUGAAGAACAUCGUGCUGCAGGCUGCGGUGCCAAAGUCCAUGAAAGUGAAGUUACAACCACCCUCUGGCACAGAGCUGUCUCCAUUCAAUCCCAUACAGCCGCCUGCUGCCAUCACCCAAGUCAUGCUUCUGGCAAACCCUGCAAAGGAGAAAGUGAGGCUGAGAUACAGACUGACCUUCACACUGGGAGACCAGCCCAGCACAGAGGUUGGCGAAGUGGAUCAAUUUCCCCCGGUAGAGCAGUGGGGGAAUCUAUGACCUUAGGACACUGCCAGAGACUCUGGGACAGGACCAGGGAAGGAUCCCACAGGACUGGAAUGAAUGUGAUGCGGGGAGGGACACACAUGCUAUCCACUGGUGAUGUUCAGCUUCGUUUACAUGUCCUGACCACUCUGCUUGUAGCUUUAGUCCAGAAUGUUUUGCCCCGUAUUGAAGGGGUCCUGGGACAUUUACGCCAAGCAUGAACGGAGUGGCAGCCACAGUAACAGGCAGUGCUGGCUGCUUUUAUCUUGACCUCUGGGUGAAUCUGGUUCUAUCUUCCACUCUAUUAAACUUGAAGUUACUGUAUUUUGAGGGGAGACCUGUCAGCAGGAGGGGAUUUAGUUGGCUUGUUCCUGUGCUGCUGUCCAGAGAUACCUACAGGCUGGUGGGGUGAUGAUGCCACCGUGAGCUUCCUCAAUGCAGAGCCCUUACUCAUGCCCUCCCUCAGACUUUUACCUCCUCAGUGCCAGUCUGGACGUGCUAAGCAUGCUGAGCAAUAACGCUGGCUCCAUGAGGGAAUGCUU